AGAGAGAGAGGGGAAUUGUUUUAUUCAUGAUCUUUAUUUGAUCGUGUUUUCAGCAGCAGCAGUGUAUCUUGGGAAGACGUCUCUCUGUGUGUGAGAGAUACAGGGAGAGACCGUGCGGGGAUGGAGAAGUGAUGCUGCUGAGUUUAGUUAUUAGGUCUCUCCUCCGGGGCGGUGCUGCUCUCACGUCCUUCUGGGAGUGACGGCAAAGUUUCUUUUUUUUUUCUUUUUUUUUUUUCUUUCAUCCGGGGGCGAUUUCAUUCAUUUGAAAUAUUUCAGAUCGGUUCAGUUCACCUGCGGUUUGCAGGCAGAUCUCGUCGCUGUGGGAGGUUUGAUAGUCCGAAGUGGACGAGGCUGCGGACUACAGCGGGAUCUGACACCCGGAGAGUGUGGAGAUGAACUUUGGAAAUGUACUACUUGUGACUGUCUCAUUCAUCACCAUCACCUCAGGGUCCCGGGCACGGUUUGAGGAUGGCGCGCCCCGGAUAGUGGAGGACCCUUCUGAUCUCAUUGUCUCCAAGGGGGAGCCUGCCACCCUCAACUGCAAGGCAGAGGGCCGACCCACUCCCAGCAUUGAGUGGUAUAAAGAUGGUGAGCGCGUGGAGACUGACAAAGAUGACCCCCGUUCUCACCGCAUGCUCCUGCCCAGUGGCUCCCUCUUCUUCUUACGCAUCGUACAUGGAAGGCGGAGCAAACCCGAUGAAGGCGUCUACACCUGUGUGGCCCGCAACUACCUGGGAGAUGCCAUUAGUCGCAAUGCUUCACUGGAAGUGGCCAUCCUGAGAGAUGAUUUCCGGCAGGCCCCGAGUGAUGUGGUGGUGGCUGUCGGCGAGCCUGCUGUGUUAGAGUGUGUGCCUCCACGUGGCCACCCCGAACCCACCGUGUCCUGGAAACGCAACAACGCCCGGGUCAGCACCAAGGAUGAACGCAUCACUAUUCGUGGCGGCAAACUGAUGAUCUCUCAUACCAGAAAGAGCGACGCUGGCAUGUAUGUUUGUGUGGGCACAAAUAUGGUCGGAGAGAGGGACAGCGACCCUGCGGAGCUGGUGGUGUACGAACGUCCCGUGUUGGUACGAAGGCCAGUGAACCAGGUGGUCAUGGAGGAGGAGACGGUGGACUUCCUGUGCGAGGUCCACGGAGAUCCUCCUCCCACUGUGCGAUGGCGCCGGGAGGAAGGAGAGCUUCCCCGCGGGAGGUUUGAAAUCCGAAACGGCAACAGUCUGCGUUUGUUCCGUGUGAAAGAGCAGGAUGAAGGGACAUACACCUGCACAUCUGAGAACAGUGUGGGCAAGACAGAGGCCUCGGCCAUGUUGCAGGUCCACGUUCCACCUCAGAUUGCAUCAAAGCCCCGGGACCAGAUUACCACCCAAGGAAGGAGCAUCACCUUCCAAUGCGGCACCACAGGAAACCCCCCACCUGCCAUCUUCUGGCAGAAAGAGGGCAGCCAGAUGUUGCUGUUCCCCGGCCAGCCGCCGUCACAGUCUGGUCGUUACUCUGUGUCCAUGAGCGGAGAGCUGACGAUCACUGACGUCCACCCCGACGACUCUGGUUUCUACAUCUGUCAGGCCAUCAGUGUAGCAGGAAGUGUGUUGACCAAGGCGCUGCUGGAGGUGGAAGGAGGCCCCUCAGGUCGUGUUCCGCCGAUCAUUCGCCAAGGUCCGUCCAAUCAGACUGUGUCUCGGGGUGAGACCGCACAGCUGCACUGCCGUGUAAUCGGAGGACCAUCAGUCAAGAUUUCAUGGGAGAAAGAUGGAGAGAGUCUUCAGGGAAAUAAACCAAGACUGACCUUGAUGGAGAAUGGCACUUUGCAAAUCACAGACUUAGAGGACACGGACUCUGGGAUGUACAUGUGCAUGGUGUCCAGCGUGACAGGGGAGACGAGCUGGAGUGGGAUGUUGACCGUCAGAGAAGAUGGAUUCUCUCCAGGAUCUAGAGUUUCUGAGUUCAUCCAGCUCCCAGGGCCUCCGCAGAAGCCCGUGGUGACGGAGGUGACCAAAAACACUGUCACGCUCACCUGGCAGUCCAACCCACACGAAGGCGGUGCCGCUGUCACCUCCUACAUCAUCGAAGCGUUCAGCCAAUCGGUGGGCAGCACCUGGCAAACAGUGGCAGACCACGUGUGGCAGGAGCGACACACAGUUAUCGGACUCUUCCCCAACACUGUCUAUCUCUUUAUUGUCCGAGCGGUAAACUCUUAUGGCCUCAGUGACCCCAGCCCCAUCUCCGAGGCUGUCAGGACGCAGGAUGGGAGUCCCACAGAACAAGGUGUGGACCACAGACAGGUGCAGAGAGAUUUAGGGGAGGUGUCUGUCUACCUGCAGAAGCCUGCGGUUCUCUCUCCCACCAGUGCCAGGAUUUCCUGGACUGUCGCCCGUCAGUCUCGGUAUGUUCAGGGUUACCGGGUUUUUUACCGGACUAUCGGCAACUCCUGGUUGGUCCAGGAUGUGGAGGCCACGUCUGACCAUAGUACCGUCCUAGAAGAUCUGCACAGCAGUACAGAGUACGAGGUCAAGAUACGCCCUUACUUCAAUGAGCUCCAGGGACAUGACAGCCUCAUGGUUCUGCUGCGAACCCCCGAGGAAGUUUUAAGUGCUCCUCCACAGGCUGUAUCAGUGGUGCAGCUCAUCAACAGCUCCAGUAUCAGCGUGUCCUGGGUGCCCCCACCUCAUAAUAUUCAGAGUGGCAUCAUUCGAGAGUACAAGGUCUGGUGUCUGGGCAGUGACGUGGAUCAAGAGAAUCAGAUAAACCGGACAGUGGAUGGAGCGGUCCUGUCCAUCCUGCUGACAGGGCUGCUGCCCGACGUCCACUACUCUGUCAUGGUGGCUGCUGUCACCAGCCUGGGUGUGGGCGCUCAAAGCCCGUCUGUCAGCCUGCUUCUCACUUACCCACUGGACAAGGCGUCAAUGCCGGUGAAGAAAGGUGGUCAUCUCAGCAUAUCAGAGCAGAUCACAAGCGUAGUGCGCCAGCCGGCCUUCAUCGCAGGACUGGGCGUGGCCGCCUGGUUGGUGCUGACGGGCUUCAGUGGUUGGCUGUACUGUCGCCACCGCAGGAGGAAGCAGCUGGGACACUACACCACGUCCUUCGCAUACACACCGGCAGUCGGCUUUGCUCACAGUGAAGGAUCUGGAAUCAUAAACAGAGGGCCUGGAUUGAUGGGAUCAAAUAUGGGAAACUACCCCUGGUUGGCCGACUCGUGGCCCACUCCGAACCCCACUCAUAACAGCAAAGACUCAGUCAACUGCUGCUCUGGCAAACUGGACCCAGACAGAUAUUACAACACAGUCGGUAUCGCCAACUACCCGACCCAGUCAGAAAAGCACAGCACGGCGUCCAACGACAGUCCCAUCUACAGCACCAUCAACACGGCUGCUGAGGACGACCUGCUCGCCUACUACGACACCUACUCCAGCACGUCCUACAACCAGGGUCCAGACCCAUACAGCAGCAACCCAGUGCUGUCAAACAGUGGACUCGUGGGUCUGGGGCAGGACCUGGACCAGUGGACCAUCCAGUCUGGUCAGUCUGGGUCUGAAUAUGCCAAGCUCCAGUACACCAAGAAAAGCAAUGACAAACUGGUAAAGCAGAAGUCGACCGGAUCCUCAUCCAAGUCGGCUCCUCUCACCUGGGCGGAUGUCCUGUCGCUUCCUCUUCCUGCCAACAAAGAGAAGGGUCAUACAAGGACAGACAAUGACGAGGAGCAACACAGCUCUGAGGAGGAAGGCGACGACUGGUGUCCACCGUUACCCGCCAGAACCUACCUGAUGGACACUUCCAGGGAGGAACUCUCCAGCCUGCCCUCCAAAACAGACGAUCUCUCCUACGCAGCAACACUGAUGGCUCCUCCUCAGCAAGGCACACACAGGUCCAGCGACAGUCCGCGACUACAACACUUUGACUUCUUGACCCGUCACCUUGGCUCCCAAGUGUCCCAGUCCAACCCAGAUCUAUUUACCAAUACCAAGGCCCAGGAUGUCAAUCAGAUGUACCACACCAGCCAAUGGGCGGAACAUUUCAAGGGGGAAAGCUACAGUAAAGGACAAUCUCCUGCUCCAGCUGCCGAGUGGAGCCCCGGAGCCCAGGCACACAGAUCCAGGAGUAAGAAGAAAAUGUCCAAGGAAGGACAACUCAAGCGAGAGCUACACAGCACAGCAGAACUCCCCCCUCCACCAGCCCCUCCCCCUACAGAUGACUCCCUGCAGCUCCUGGCAGAUGUUUUGGGCCGCGCCCGAACAGACAGUGAAAGAAAAGAGGGCAGCGAUUCGCCUACUCCUCCGAGGAGGGCCGAACACUUCUCUCCCCAAAGGAGAGGGUUACAGGAUGAAAAUAUAAUCCCAUAUGGCCAGUCCAGCUUCCUGCCCAAGGUCCAGAUGUCAGGCUACGGGUCCCUGGGUGGAGGCGUCUUUCCGCGCCCCUCGACUGCUGGCUGCAGGAGAGAUGUGAACAUCAUGUAAACAGAAGCUGGUCUCAUUUUCCCCUCUGAUUUCCUGUCUUUGCAAACCAUCAAUCUGUUGCCAUGGUAUCCUAUGAAAAACUGAAGAGAAAAGGGAAAGCGUCAAGGCCUGCCAUCUGCCUUUUCACAAACAAUUUGUAUUCUUUUUUUAUUUGAACGAUUUACUCUUUAUUUUUUGUGAUCCCCCUUCCCGCUCCUCCUUGUAUAUAGACAUCUUUGCAAUUUUUAAAAGAUGAUGAUGAAAUAUAACAGUAGAGUAAAUCUGGAGGGGGGUAAAGUAUUGAAUUUUCAGCCAAUGGGAAGUAAAUGUAAUUAUUACAUUAUUGCUGAAUGUAUUUUCGGUUUACUGCUGACCAUUAAAACCACGAUGGUGUGUGUGUGCGUGCGUGCGUGCGUGCGUGCGUGCGUGCGUGCGUGCGUGCGUGCGUGCGUGCGCGCGUGUGUGUUUGUGUGUUUGAUAAAAAACUGGAAAGAUGGCAGAAGAUUCGUUUAUAACCCAUCAUGUUGGUGUGUGUGUGUUUGAGUGUGCGUGUCAGUGCAUGUGUGUGGUGUUUUUAUGUGUUACUGUUUUAAUCCCUCAUCUCUGUGUGACUGUACCGUGGUAUAUCUGUAGAUCACCAGUGUGUUGUCAAGCUUUUUAAACUGACCAAUAAAACAUUUGUUACAGAA
Scophthalmus maximus (turbot) is the source of this 5116-nucleotide messenger RNA. RefSeq lists its product as uncharacterized. Gene Ontology annotation, biological process: cell-cell adhesion; axon guidance. The record is from RefSeq and is a predicted model, not a curated record. Gene Ontology annotation, molecular function: protein binding. The coding region runs from base 393 to 4448 and encodes 1351 amino acids. NCBI's taxonomy places the organism in Eukaryota, Metazoa, Chordata, Actinopteri, Pleuronectiformes, Scophthalmidae. Gene Ontology annotation, cellular component: axon; plasma membrane. The transcript has 26 exons.